GGGUGGUCGGUGUAGGAGGUUGAGUUCAGUUUGAAUACAUCACCAUGGCACCUUCACGUAAGGAGAAGUUGGCGGAGGAGCGAGCUCAAAAGAAAAGGGAUAAAGAACGGAGGGAAUCUAAGCUUCGUGCGGAGUCUGACUUCAGUUUGAGGCCGCAUCCAGAAUGGCCAACACAUAUUGUACGACAGGUACAAUCCACGAGGUUUCUGCCAUACUUCAUCUACGCGCCGGUAUUGUGGUUUGCUCCAAUUUCGUACCUCAAGUUCGUUUUUUGGCUGCUGUUAUUGGGGUUUUUCGCAGAGAUCGAUUUCGGGACAGUUUUUGUCCUAUUUUCCGGUUUUUACUUGGUAUUCACAAACUUUGGGCGUGCGAGGAAGAAGGGAGAGCUAUCGCCAUACUCGGUGUUUAACGAUAACUUUGAGAAUAUGGAAGGCACACUCACACAAGCACAACUGGAGAAAGAGAUGAUGAGGAAAAUGUACUGAGUCGUACAUCACAGCCUGGCGUAUUCGCCCUAGCCUAGGCACCCGUUGGCAUGUUCAAAGGCUGCGUUCGUCAUGGUCGUAAAGACUGACAGUACAGGCUAUCUGCUGUUUGAAGGACAACCCGACUCCUGAUCACAGCGAGGUCAUGGGCGCAAGUAUCGUAUGGCAUCUCUGCCGUGGAGAAUGAUGGGUCCGCCUUACGGCGAGGUAUAUCGUACCAUACGUAUCAGCGUAGGGCUUGCGCGUAAGUCCAUUGGAAGUGUGGUGUACAUAAGCAGACGGCCUGCCAGAACACUGGAGAAAUGGUGGGAAGGCGAGGUUGCUGAAGAGUCGAUGUAUCUAUUGAAGGGUGCGAGUACAAGGGUUUCAAUUGCAAUGUUGUGCAAGCAGCCUCGCAGUGUUUGUUCAGUAGUUCUAAAGGGGGUGUGGGAAAGGGGGGGGGGGGGUCACCUCCCGG
Molecule: messenger RNA, 942 nt
Organism: Sphaeroforma arctica JP610
Lineage: Eukaryota; Ichthyosporea; Ichthyophonida
Exons: 3
Coding region: 45-485 (146 amino acids)
Source: RefSeq, a predicted model, not a curated record